Dreissena polymorpha is the source of this 5076-nucleotide messenger RNA. RefSeq lists its product as uncharacterized. The record is from RefSeq and is a predicted model, not a curated record. The transcript is spliced from 26 exons. Lineage: Eukaryota; Metazoa; Mollusca; Bivalvia; Myida; Dreissenidae. The coding region runs from base 23 to 3451 and encodes 1142 amino acids.
CGUUGAGUACGAAUUUAUACAGAUGUUUUAUCAAUGUGAAUGCCCAUCAGUGGAAGGAGAAGACAAUAGUACAUUAUUAUCCGACAAAUUGAACAACACUUCGAACGAUAGGACUAUGAACAAGGCAUUCAUUGGAAUAAUAACAUGUUCCAAGUCGUUACCAUGUACUGACCACCACACGGGUCUUACAUGGCAGGGGUCUACAUUGCCUCCGUUUGUUCAAAUAGAGUGGGUGUACACAUCGUUUUCGACAACUGAAAUCAAAUGUGAAUUUUCACCGCUGGCGAAUAAAAUACACAGACUUAAAUGGCAUGCCGGUAAAGAAAUUAUCAUAAUGGAACUUGACAUAACAAGUGGAAUGCACGUUCUUAACUUAAAAGAAGCUUUUACAUAUUCUGGGCAAGAAUGUUACCUCGAUCAAGAGAUAAGAUGCUCGGUUACCGUGUAUGAACCAGGAGAGACAACCUCAACGAAUCCAGCUUUGUUCAGUAGCGCAUUUGAUAUCAAGGAAAUUCCAUUGGUUCUAUUGUCUGAAGUGUGCGUUAUCGAAGGGAAAUGUUACAAUGCCAAUGAUACCAACAUGUCGGACAACACAUUCGUCUGUUACCCAAGUAUUAGUCCGUUUGAGUGGACAAAGAACUUAACCUAUAUUCGAGAAAUCGGAGAUAGCUGUGCACCCGGAGAACAACACUGUGCCAGUAUUAACGGAAGUGCAUACUGUGACGUGCAAACUUCUAAGUGCUCGUGUGUUCAGACCCAUGUAAACAUAAAUGGCAUGUGUUCUGCAAAAGAUUGUUCAAUGGACUCUUCCAUAUGUAAACCGAUCUCGUUUGCGGAGUGCAGAGAUGGGUCUUGCGCGUGCGUUAUAACGGCAGACCUCAGUUUGCAACAAGGAACAUGUCGACCAAAAGUUCUUGGGAGCCCAUGUUCUUCUAACGCGGAAUGUGCCCAUAUAAACCAUGCCUCCUGUAUCGAGUCACUGUCAUCCAGGACUUUCACCUGUCGGUGCAGCGUUGGAUAUAAACUAUCCGAGUUUGCCAGGUGCAUUCAAAAGCAAGCCUCGCUGACGUUUAGUUACAAUACAGACGUCAGUGGAUUUAAUGAACGACGCUCGACUUGCAUAUAUGAAUUUGAAAUCGGACUUCUGUAUGCUGUAGAGUGGAUCAUCGAUGACGUGGUCGUCCAUAAUUACACAAUGACAUCGUUGGAAGACACAGGCUUUAACACACGACCAGCAGAAUAUCUGUAUGAAGAAUAUCUUAAAACUAAUCCUCUCAACAAGUGUGCAGUAGACAAACCGUGGAAAUGCUCCAUUUCUACAUUUUACAUGAAUGGAUCAGAAGCAAUUCCGAAGGUUUAUAGUGAAACAUUCAAAAUUGUAGAUAUAGACAACGCAACCGUCUACAUUUCAAGAGGUGGGGAAAGUAUUUUUGAUUUCACUGUCAAUCUGCCACUGUGGUGUGAUCCAAACGACGAUUGCUUUUUGGAAUUUAUGCUCUUUGAUGAGUCUGAGCAGUAUACAUGUAACGACUCAACAGUUGCUGUUAAGGGCGCGGACACAUGUGGAGCUAUAUUUCGAGGGGAGGAUAAAGUGAUUGACAAAUCGUUGAAAACCAAGCAAAGAGUUAUUAUACGGUUAUCCACAGUAAACAACAAGAAGUACACACUGCGAGAUUCCUUCAAAAUGUCUAUGGAAAUUCAGGCAGUUGGAAAGGUUGACUCGUUCUGGAAAAAAUGUAGAUUAGACACAACAAUACAGAUAGUUGUACGUGACGAAAACCACUUUUGGAAAAACACUCUGUGUUAUGUAACAAACGAUCCAAGGCUUCAAACAUUUGACGGGCAAUAUUACAGUAUGCAACUGGAGGGAGAAUUCAUCAUGUAUAAACAUAAACAGUAUCCUGUUGAGGUUCAAAUUGAAACGGAGUCAUGUAAUGGGGGGUGGGCCUCAUGUACAUGCGGUGUUGCUAUUCGAGCCGGGAGAGACCUGUUUGUGGUCAACCACUGCCAUGGAGGCCACAUUGUUGAAGCCGUCAAUACCAGUGACGGAGUUCUAAAGGGUGUUCUUCAUUCAAGCUACAGCCAAACAUUUCACCUACCGUACGGGACAUCCAUCGAGGUGUACUACUUUGUGACCCAAUGGUGGUCUCCAAUGAACAUCUACAUCUACCCGUCCCCUAAUGACAUGAACAAUGUUGAAGGACUGUGUGGGCUCUUUAACGGGAAUUGGAGGGACGAUUUCUUACAUAGGGACGGCGCGAUGACCUUGUCUUACAACUACUACUGGUGGUGGUGGUGGUGGGGAGGUGACCCUGACAAGUUUUCAAAGUCUUGGAUAGUUCCAGAUGCAGAAUCUCUACUGAAUCCAGAAAGAAUUGCAAACCUCUCCAGCUGGAAUGAAGAUGAGCGGUUUUGCAUUUGCCCGAAGGACAAUGGUGGGAACAGGGAACCAACGUGUCAUCAAAAUGAAGCCGAUUGGUGUUCACAAUUUGAAGACAAUCCUGGAUCUAACUUUGGAACGUUGACAAGUGACAGGACUAAGCGAUCCAUUCCAUUUGUAGACAAUCAUGAUACUGUUGAAAGACUUACCACAUUAAAGAAUAUACGAACAUUCAAGCGUACUGUUGUCCGCGUAAAGAGGCAAGUGUCUGUUAGUAACGAUUCGUACGAAAAAGCCGUCGCGGAAUGUCAGGCGUACCUUACUGCAAACUGCAACGGCGAAGAAGCAGCACUCGCGUCUAGUGUAGCAGGAAAUGCAUCAAACGACUGCGCCCAAGACAAGAUGGUGGAUGGAAGUUCAAGCUCAUCUGCCGCCUCGGAAUCUGCAUGUAUUAGCACACAAUCGGUAGCCAAGCAAGUUGUGGAGAGGGAUAUUGAGUUACAGGUUGCAUAUCCAAACAUUGCACAGACCUUCAAAACCGCGUGUAUAGACAAUUGCUAUGGCAAUGGUAACUGUACCGAAACAGGUGAUUGUAAAUGUUUCGAGGGUUUUGACCCACUAAGCAACUGUAAGGUGAACGUUUCGGAACCCCCGGAGAUUAUUAGCACCACGGGUGGAGGAAUUUGCAACCCUAAACUGAAGCCGUGUGAGACCUUGCGAUAUACGACCAGAGAUGGCUGCAGCAAGAAAAGCAUAUGCAAGGUUAUCGCAAAAGACUUUUAUAUCAGUGGCAAGAAAGUGACACAUGAAACAACGUUCAUUUCCGCAAUCUGCAACAACGGAUGGGAUGCGUACUGUUCCAUUUCUCUUGAAAAUCGUCGAAAAAGAUCAUCGGACCCUGUGGUAGCGACAGAGUUUAAUACAGCAAUAAGCAACAAUAAUGUCAGCUACAGCAGAGCUACGAAGGUUUCUGUACUCGAUACAACGUGCUUAUCUAGAAGAUGUACAGCUGAAUUCGGAAUUUUGUCUUAUCGCUGGUCAGUGUGUCCCUUCUGGUGGAAAGGAUCCUGACAAUCGUUGCAAUUAUUGUAGCCCAGACAAGAACAAAUAUGAUUGGCAGAUGGACGGCUGUGGGGUGGACGUAGGUAACGUUGCCACCAGUGACAAGACCGUGAUCAUUGCUGCCGGUGUUGCCUCAGCUUCUGCACUGCUUCUUCUGGCAGUGCUGUCAAUAUGCUUGUACAUGAAGAAAGUUAAAAAACGUAAACGCACGCAUCCAACGGGGCGGUUUGAACAUGUGAGUAUGCCAACCAUCCGCCCACAGUAGAAAGCAAAAGCAUGCAAACUACGACGAAGCAACAGUCCAAACUUAAGAUAAAAAAUGAAAUGACUUUCACAUCAGAACACUUUCACGUUAUAAUUUGAUUUUAAAACAAAUUACGUACAAUAUACAGGAAAAUUGUUUUAUUAGAAUACGUUUAAUGAGUUCACAUGCAAAUAUUUACAAUUCAUGUCAAAACAACGGUUUAGUUAGCACCUGUAAUUAUAUAUUUACGUAGAAAAGACGUUCUGUGUUUUUUUUUACAAUUAUUAAGUGUAUCCAGUCGUAAAUUGUUUGCAGUUCUGUUGUAAUUCUGAAUGUUUUGUCAUGUUUGUUUCAAAGAAUGUUAUUAGAAAAGUAUUAUUCAGAGUAUAUGUUCUGUUAAUAUAUUUCUAUGUUUCUCGAAUACUUAUAAAGCAUGAUAUUUAAAUAUUUCACUGUUUGUUUUUGCAGAAGCGAACAUAAUAUAAAAAAAUCAUCCGCAUACGUCCCUUUUUAUACGUUGUAUUCGACUUAUAUUAAAUUAUAUAAUAAGUGAACAAACAUAUCUCUUAUAUGAGUACUGCUUUUUAUAAAAAGGUAUGGCGACAUUAAGAAGUAUUUUAUAUUAAAAAAAAGUAAUAUAUAUUUAAAGUGAUAUUAUGGGCAUGUUUCACUGUUGAAUUGAGCUGAAAAGAAUUUACAGGUCAAAAGAGUAAGUUAAAAUGUGGUUACUGACCAAUUAUCUGCAACUCAUCUUGCUACCAGUUGUUUAUAAAAAUAUAUUUUCUAUUAUAUAUUUUACGUGACCCACCCAGUCCUGUAAGCCGAAAUGAUCCGUAAAACAAAAUGGUGUCUUUGUGUCGUAUAAACGAAUCUGCACUAAAACUAAAUAUAGGUUCACAUUGUACAUGCGUGAUCAGUUGGUAAACGAAAGUACGGUUGCUAUUCAAAUGCAUUAUUUUUCUCUUUCCGGGAUAUUGUUUUAGUAUGUUGAUGCUGCAUUAACAAAUAUAAGUGUAUAUGAAGUGAAAACACCAAAAAUAAACACCGGUUGCGAUAGACACCUAUAAACUGUUAGAUGCCCAUAAUAUCACUUUAACAGAUGAACUUCAAAUACAUUUUAGCCACACGUGAAGUUGUAUGUGUCGAAAUUAAACCGACUACGUGUUAUUAUUCAGACACAUUAUUCUGUACAAAUUUAAAUAUUAAACUUUUCCCUUUUACCAUUGUCAUUAAUUGUUCGUUUCUCUAUUUUUGCAGUGUAGUUAUAAUUGAAAUGUUUCUUGUUAUGUGUGUUUCAUGAGAUAUAAUCAGAAAAGUAUUAACCAGGUCUUUGUUCUUUACAUGGUAUCGACGAUCUGUCUUCUAAAAAUAAAUUAUGAUACAAAAUUAA